Molecule: messenger RNA, 1551 nt
Organism: Trichoderma harzianum CBS 226.95
Lineage: Eukaryota; Fungi; Ascomycota; Sordariomycetes; Hypocreales; Hypocreaceae
Exons: 4
Coding region: 1-1551 (516 amino acids)
Molecular function (GO): NADP binding; flavin adenine dinucleotide binding; N,N-dimethylaniline monooxygenase activity
Source: RefSeq, a predicted model, not a curated record
AUGGACUCUGAACCGGAAGCCCAUAAAUUUUGCAUUAUUAUUGGCGCUGGUGCAGGCGGCCUGAUCCAAGCAGCGGAACUGUUGCGAAAGAAAGUCCUACAACUGCAAGACAUACAAAUUCUUGAGCGGAACAGUGACUACGGUGGUGUAUGGAAAGCUGCAACUUACCCUGGGGCGGCUUGCGACGUAUUCAGUUGCACUUACCAGGUUAGCUGGCACCGAAAUCCAGACUGGAACUAUCUUUUCCCCACAGCCUCAGAGCUUGUCCAAUACUAUAAGAAUUUUGCGAAACAUUUUAACAUUACCGAUUGUACCACAUUUAACCAGAGCGUUACACAGGUGACUUGGUCUGAAGAACGGUCAUUAUGGGUUGUAGAUGUACUAGACGGGAGAUCUGGGGCGCACAAACGUUGGACUUGUCGCGUCUUGGUUCAGGCUGCCGGAACAUACAACAGGAUAUCCACACCUCAAAUUCCUGGGAUGGAUCGUUUCAAGGGCGACAUGUGGCAUGCCUCGGAGUGGCCAAUGCAUUAUCGUUUCACGGGCAAGACCGUUGCAUACGUGGGCACUGGACCAACCUCUGUUCAAGUGCUGCCAUAUAUCCAAGCACAAGCCAAAUCGGUCAAGGUGUUCUGUCGAAGCAUGACCUACUGCCAUCCAUUCAACAACUUCAAAUACCCAACCUUGGUUAAAUGGGUAUUUCGCUGUGUCCCUGGAGUUCUUGCUUUAUACGCAUUCCUGGUUGCAAAUCUCUUUGCAAUCUGGGCUUAUUUCGCCUUUCGACCUGAAUCAUGGAUUGCCAAGAACACAGAGCGUUACUGCCGUCGGCAUUUAAAAAGGCAGGUCUCUGAUCCUAUUCUCCUCCAACAAUUGACUCCCACUGGACGAUUUGGGUCUAAGAGGCCGCUGGUCUCACUUUCGGGCUUUUUUGAGACUCUCCAAAAGAACAAUGUGGAGGUAAUUAGCAACUCCAUUGUUGCUGUGGAUGAGGCUGGUAUUAUCACCAAACGGCCGCAUACAAGCGAUAUUCAACACUCGCAUAUCGAAGCAGAUGUUAUUAUCUGGGGCACUGGGUUCAAAAUGCAGGGCUGGGGUGGCGCAGUACCUACGAUAGGCCGCAAUGGUCAACUUCUUAGCGAGCACUGGAGAGACUCUCCCAAUGCAUUAUACGGGACUAUGACAUCUGCAUUUCCCAAUCUCAUCUUUAUGAAUGGGCCUAAUACAACAACGCCUUGGGGAAGCUUGAUCGGAGGGCUGGAGAUGCAGGCAGCUUUCAAUCGCAAGGUCAUCCGACUCAUUCACCAAAAGUCGAUUAACAACCCUUGUUAUGCCCUAGAGCCCCGUCAAGACAUGGAAGAAGCAUGGACAACGUCUAUGCAAGCAGAGCUUGACAAAUUGGCUACCAGUCCGGAAUAUGGUCCAGCCUUUUAUUACUUGAACGAAAAAGGACAAAAUACCUUCUUUUUUCCGUGGACCCAGCAAUACUACCGAUGGAAGACAAGAAGACUGGACGUUGCUCAGUAUGUUGAGUCGGGGAUGACAGAGUUCUAA